ACACCAGCCCCCGCCCCUCCCCGCCCCCCUCCAAUCCAAUCCCCAACCCCAACCCCAACCCGACGAGCGCCGCCGCCGCAGGACGAGUCGUAGGCCGCCGCCCCGCCCUGUUCCGCUCGGGAGCUCGCCGGAGUAGCAGCGCCUCGCCGGUUCUCGGGGUCUUAGAACGGAGCCGGAACAAGCGCGACCCAUGGCGACCAGGCACAACCAGCAGAACGCGGCUGCCGCUCCGCAGCCGGCGGCCAACAGAGGUGCCGCAGGGAAGCAGAAGGGCGCCGCCGCCGGCCGCCCCGCUCCCGGAGGAAACAGGCGGGCGCUCGGGGACAUCGGCAACGUCGUCCACGCCCACGUCCUCGACGGCAAGAUCCAGCUGCCGGCGGGGAUCAAUCGCCCGAUCACCAGGAGCUUCGGCGCUCAGCUUCUGAAGAAGGCCCAGGCCGAGCCAUCAAAGAACGGCGUAGCUGUUCCUCCAGCAGCGCGGGCCGCGCCGAAGCUGGUGGCCAAGAAGGUCCCUGUCAAGCCCGCCGCCGUCCCUCGCCCUGAGCCGGCAGCCGCCAAGAUCGUCACCGGCUCCGACGAAACCAGGAAGCCAUCAGAGGUCUCUGCCCCCAAGACCUCGAGGAAGAAGGUCGUUCACACCCUCACGACCGUGCUCAACCAUCGGUCCAAGGAGGCCUCAAUCGACGAUAUUGACAAGCUCGACGGCGACAACGAGCUCGCCGUCGUCGACUACAUCGGCGACAUCUACAAAUACUACAAGGAGGCACAGCACGAGUGGCGGCCGAUAGAUUACAUGGGCAGCCAGACUGAGAUCAACCCCAAGAUGAGGGCUAUCCUGACAGAUUGGCUAGUGGAAGUCACCCACAAGUUCGAGCUCAUGCCCGAGAGCAUGUACCUGACGAUCUACGUCAUCGAUCGCUUCCUGUCCCUGCAGGCGGUGCCGCGGCGGGAGCUGCAGCUCGUCGGCAUCGCGGCCAUGCUCAUCGCCUGCAAGUACGAGGAGAUCUGGGCCCCUGAGGUAAACGACUUCAUAUCCAUCGCCGAUAACUCCUACUCGAGGCAGCAGAUCCUGUCCAUGGAGAAGAAUAUCCUGAACAGCAUGGCGUGGAACCUCACCGUCCCCACCCCGUACGUCUUCCUGGUGCGGUUUACCAAGGCCGCCGGGAGCGACAAGGAGCUUGAACAUAUGAUCUUCUUCUUCGCCGAAUUGGCGCUCAUGGAGUACGGCCUGGUGACGGUGCGCCCCUCGCUGGUGGCAGCUUCUGCCGUGUACGCUGCCCGGUGCACGCUGAAAAGAAGCCCCAUCUGGACUGAAACCCUCAAGCACCACACCGGAUUCGCUGAACCGCAGCUCCUGGAGCCUGCAAAGAUGCUGGUCAUGGCACACGCAGCUGCUCCGGACAGCAAGCUCAAGGCCAUCUACAAGAAGUACUCGUGUGAGCAGUACGGGCGUGUGUCCCUGCGCGCCCCAGCAGUGGCCGCUCCUCAGCGCCUGGCCUAGUCUGCUUUAGGAAUUGCUGCUCGGCUUUCGAUCUUGAAAGCUUGGUUACUUACUGUGUUACUGUCUGAUAUGAUACACCAGGGUGUAAACAACAACUAUAUUGAGUCCAUUCAUAUCAUAUAUUUUAGCGAUUUGCUUGGCUUUCGAAUCAAGAGAGCUGGGUUUACUUACUCUGAGUGUAACAACAACAAUUCAUACUAGUUUGAAUCGAAUUCAAAGUAUUCUUGUUCA
Messenger RNA from Triticum urartu, 1732 nucleotides. RefSeq names its product cyclin-B1-5. Lineage: Eukaryota; Viridiplantae; Streptophyta; Magnoliopsida; Poales; Poaceae. The record is from RefSeq and is a predicted model, not a curated record. Gene Ontology annotation, biological process: mitotic cell cycle phase transition. Gene Ontology annotation, molecular function: cyclin-dependent protein serine/threonine kinase regulator activity.